Anopheles funestus (African malaria mosquito) is the source of this 4436-nucleotide messenger RNA. It is a transcript of the gene ktub, whose product is annotated as protein king tubby. Gene Ontology annotation, biological process: protein localization to cilium. NCBI's taxonomy places the organism in Eukaryota, Metazoa, Arthropoda, Insecta, Diptera, Culicidae. The coding region runs from base 1021 to 2454 and encodes 477 amino acids. Gene Ontology annotation, cellular component: cilium. The transcript is spliced from 6 exons. The record is from RefSeq and is a predicted model, not a curated record.
ACAACUGUCAAAACGGGCUUUGUGCGAGACCUGGCUGUAAACGGACUUGGACUAUUACCGUUAUUUUCAUAACGUUCGCGUCCGAAGCAAGAAGCAAACCGCGCAUUCGGUCUGUUGUGUAUGUUGUGCAUCGUUGCCUGUACGCAAUCGAAGGAAAAAAUUGACAUUCCCAUCAUCCCGUUGCAGCCUUGCUUAUACCCGUGUGCGCUGUUCAAGUGUGUGUGUGUGUGCGCGCUGUUUGUUUGAUCGUCCAGGUGUUGGUGAUCUGUUUGUGCUCAGGAUAACGUAGGAAAAACGGAAAAAAGUCCUUCCACACUCCCUACAGCAACGUUCGUUCCAGGUGUAUGGUGGAAAAGUGGUACGGCUAAUGUUUCGGUCCCAACAAGCGUCCACGUAUUGGUCGAUAUCGAUAAAAUAGUUUCGAUCCGUAUGACAUCACAACGGCUGGAUCUUUGUUGGUGGUAGUUUUUGUUGUUGCUGCACACAGCGACAGAACGCAUCCGGAUUUCGAUUGCAACGGUCAUCGCAUCGUGUGCAAUGAGCGAAUCGUCGUCACCAUCAUCAUCAUCAUCAGUUUCCUCAUUGUAAUCUGUUUUCUAUCGAUAUGCUUUGAUAAUUGUAUCACGCAAGGGUUUGAGAUAUUGGCGACUGCUACUCGUUAACGACGGUAAACGUUUUUUUUUUUGUUUUUUGGGUUUGUUUGCACCGAUUGCUCAACCAAGCAACCUUGGCGCUGCACCCCAAACGAUGCUAUGGUGUUGUGUGCCUUGUGGAAAGGAAGUGUUUGUGCCGCGUUGCAGUGUGUGAGUGUGGUGAAGCAUUUUAAAAUUGCGUCAACGAAGCAAAACGCCCAAAUAUCCUGCCGGAAUCCUUGACAACGCUGGGUGGAUUUCGGGUUUGUUGACGACAUUAGCUUUCCAGGCUGAUUCGUCUGCCUUGAUGUGUGUGUGUGUGCGUGUGUAAGGUGUGAAUGAAGUGGGCACCCGCGAAGCGAACCCCGCGAAAGAACGACGCCGCGAAAUGAGUGCAAUCAAUAAUACCAGCAGUACCAGCGGUGGUGCUAACAAUAACAACAAUGCCAGCAGCCGGCACCAGAAGCUGGAACAGCAGCGACAACUAAUGGAGGCUUACAUACGACAGAAGCGUGCCACACCUGGCAUGGUGCAGGCAAGCGAUCUUCAGCUCGUUCGGCCAAUGUCGGGCAUCAAUCGGAAUGGGCGUGAGGUGCACGCGUACGACGGUCCGAUGCAGUUCAUGAUGUCGCCCAACAAUCCGGACCAGAUAAUGCCCACCUCACCGGUAGGUCCAAUGCCAUCGGCGGCAGUUGGAACGACCGGUUCCAAUAUUACGGCGACCUCGAUCACAACCACCCCAACAUCACCUUACAGCGACUCGACCAUGGAGAAGCUAACACCCUCGUCACAGGACAGUGAGGACGAAGAGAGUACACCGGUCGACGUGCUGCCACUGUCCAGCACGGCAAAAUCACCUGCCAACGGCGGUAGUGGUGGUGCCAUCCUGUAUGAUCGUUCAAUAGCCGAUCAGCUACUAUCCCACUCGGCUCCCAUAUCACCUGCGCUCAACAACAACAAUCAUCACCACACCAACAACAGUAGCGGCAACGUGAAGUCGAGCGAAGGUUCCGGAACUCCACCCAACAGUGGUGGUGGCGGUGCACCCGACACGGAGGGUGACGUCAUCGGGCCAAUCGAGCAGUGGGUCACGCAACCGGCCGCCCAGGGUGUUCUGUACAAAUGCCGGAUUACGCGCGAUCGGAAAGGCAUGGACCGGGGUCUAUUUCCCAUCUACUAUUUACACCUCGAACGAGACUACGGCAAGAAGGUGUUCUGUCUAGCGGGUCGCAAGCGGAAAAAAAGUAAAACGUCCAACUACAUCAUCAGCUGUGAUCCGACGGACCUCUCCCGGCAGGCGGACGGUUUCGUGGGGAAACUGCGCUCGAACGUGUUUGGCACGACAUUCUUCGUGUAUGACAGUGGUACCAAGAAUGAUGCUGUCGCACCCCGUCUCGAUCUGGCCGUCGUAAUCUAUGACACCAACAUACUGGGUUUUAAAGGACCGCGCAACAUGACGGUACUGCUGCCCGGGAUGACGGAGGACGAUCAGCGGGUGCAGAUAAGCUCGGUCGAUAGCCAGCAGGGUCUGCUUGACUGUUGGAAAUCGAAGAACAUGGACAAUGUCGUUGAACUGCACAACAAGACGCCCAUCUGGAACGAUGAAACGCAAUCGUACGUGCUAAAUUUUCACGGUCGCGUCACGCAAGCAUCGGUCAAGAACUUUCAGCUCGUGCACGACUCCGAUCCGGAGUACAUCGUGAUGCAGUUUGGACGGACGGCAGAUGACAUCUUUACCAUGGACUUUCGGUAUCCGCUGUGCGCAUUUCAGGCAUUCGCUAUCGCACUGUCCAGCUUCGAUGGGAAGCUGGCCUGCGAGUAGCAGCGGCGCGUGAAGAUGAAUGGAACACUCACGGUACAACCAUACUGCCAACCCGAUGGAUAUACACUCUCAACUGUGGUGGUGAGAAGCCGAGGAAUUGAGAUGCCGUUCCUGCCGGAAGGAGCACUAGGAGUUAGGAAAUUUGGAUUGCUAGAAUGCAUUAGCAGUUAGGUUAAUUUGUUGCGAACAGUGCUAUUUAUUAUGGGUAGGUAAUAUUAAUGGUUAGCGUUUGCAUGGGUUUGAAAUGGCUAAAUGGUACGAUGUAAGCAAAAACCCCCGCAAAACGUCACUAAAUGUGUAGAUAUUAUUGUGUUGGUUGAAACAGAUUCCAACUAAUCGACAAUAUGGUAAAAUUUUAAAUGUUUAAUGAAGGGCCCAGAACGUGUUUAAAAGAAAAGCGUUUGUUUGCAUAUUGCUGCUCAGCUAUGCUGCAUGCUUAACGAUUUUAAACGUAUGACAACAUUGUGUCAUACAUCCCAGGCUAAGCAAGUUGCAGCUAUUCGGUUUGGCCUAAACAUAUUUCACGUGUAUUAUGUACAGUAGAUUGGCAAAAAAAACAAAAAAGCAACCCGAAAGGGAAUGGCAAAAGUUUGAUCAAAAACUUUUUUAAAACGAAGCGAUACUGCUACAAAACACAUUGGAUUGUACCGAUACAUAACGAUGUAAAAAUGGUGCAUUGUUCAGACAAACAUUGCCUAACAUUGUACACUCUGCGGUGAGUUAGAAAGUUGAACAAAUAAUAUAAAAUACAAAAACAGUGGUAAAUGGUUGUGUCAUAAUCAAAACAUAAACAUACAUUUAACAAUGUUAGCUCAGUUAGCAAAUAAGCAUCGCAGCGGUAGCAUACAUAUAUGCUCAGUGAAACUGUUAACAAUUAAGUGUGUUGAGGGAUCUGACGAUAUGUUUCUCAUUUAUUGGUAAUUGUAAGCUUUUCGAUUCAACCGUUUUCGGACAACUUGAAGAGAAGGAAGAGAGAUAGGGAAUGGGAGAAGGAUAACAGUUAACGGAAAAGGCGUAGAGAAAAGCUAGUACUUCUUACGGAAUACCCUUGAAAAGGGUUUGGUAAAAAUGAAUCAGCAGCAAAAAUCUGUUUAGCUACAGUUUGAAACAAACGCUUUGAUAAAUAUAGUGUACGUUUUAGCUUUUUUUUUUCCUUAUUUCAGCAGGAUCAAAACCACUGGAAAAAGAUUCGUAUUACUUCUAUUGCCUAUUGGUUUCUUUGACUGAGGCUAUAGCUUACGGUGAACACUGGUGAAUACACCCAAAAACUAUUUAAAGCCCCAUACAGUGAAAAAGAUUCAUAAAAAGACUACCGAAGCAUGAAACAUUUGCAAGACAUUUCCGGAAAAUAGGUAUUACAAAAUUAUUGACUGUAACGGAAAAGUCUCGGAAAGCUUUUCUUUGCCUUAAUGUCGCGCUUGUCUAUAAAUGAAAGUUUUCCCCCAUUAUCUGCACUUCUGAAGUCUUUCUUGCUGAUAAUUAGCUUUAAAAAAAAGAAUGUUUCACAAACUAAGACGUAUAUCGUGUCUUUAGCAGCGUGCAUAUUUGCAAAAUUGUGUUAAAGCGUAAGUUAUAAUUCAUCAUUAGACAUUUUAAUUACAGAUAUUUGCAGACGCAGCAAAUGAUUGAGUUUUUUUUUAACAAUUACAUUAAUUUGCGUGUGCGUGAAGUGUGUUCAAAAGGGGGGUGUAGGGUGUACUUUUGCUAACAAAACAAUAGGGCAACAUUGUGUUGUGUUUUUUGUGGAAGAUAUUUUAAGAAAAUUUUAUAAGCCGCUACCAAAAAGGCAAGAAAAAGUAUUAAAUUCUUAUUGCAAAAUGGUGGUAAAAAAAAGUGGAGAUAAACCGUUUGUAAUACACUAACUGUGCUAUUUAGUUUAGUGGUAGAGUAUCGUAAUUUCUGGUAAUAGAUUUCUGGUACAAACUGCUUAUUAAUUUACAAUACAUUUUUUUAAGUGAGCAAACGCAAACAAAGGGAAAGAU